AUGAAUCACUUGACGUAUUUCACUUUGGAAUUGGGGUUAGACGAGUACAUAACGGCUCUUUCUGCUUACGUCGAGACGCUGAGCACGCGAGAUGUUGUAACGUCGUUAACUUUCACGACGAGCAAGAAGAACUAUGGACCUUAUGGAAACAAAUCUGGUUUCCAGAUUUUUUCUCCUGGGGAGACUGGAAAACAGAUCGCCGGAUUUCAUGGUACCAGUGGCAAUGUUCUCAACUCUAUCAGCGGUUACUACGCUCCCAUACCCACCUAUAAAUUGGUUGCAGUAGGUGGCACAGGUGGGUCGGCAUGGGACGACGGAUCCGAUCAUGACGGCGUGACAAAGAUAACCGUAAGAACCGGUGGGGUAGGGGUUCAAUACGUUAAGUUCGACUAUGUGAAAGCUGGACAGCCGAAACAAGGAACCCUCCACGGUGUGCACGGUAGUAGAGGUUCAACGCGAGAGAUUGUGAUUAACCAUCCGGACGAGCAUCUGGUCUCAGUCGAGGGUUGGUAUGAUUCCUCCAAUGUCAUCUUGGGUAUCCAGUUCAAAACUAACCUGAAGACUUCUGAUUACCUAGGCUAUGAGUUCGAGGGUACUGGUACUAAAUUUACUCUCCAAGUUAAAGACAAAAAGAUCAUCGGGUUUCACGGUUGCCAGCGACCAUCUCAAUUCCAUUGGAGCUUAUUUGUUCUGUUACCCUCCACCACCACCACCCUUAAUCCUAUCGUUCCGCAGAAGAAGCUUGGAGCUGUGUGGGACGAUCGUACUCACGACAAAGUGAAAAAGGUCUUUGUAGGACUAGGCCAAGAUGGUAUAGCAUCUGUCAAGUUUGAAUACAUAAAUGGUUCUGGAGUGGUUAAUGGAGUUGAAAAUGGAACACCAACAUUGCUUGGAUUCGAGGAGUUCACUUUGGGACCGUACGAGUACGUAACGGCUCUUUCUGCUUACACCAAAACGCUGAGCACGCAAGAUAUUGUAACGUCGUUGACUUUCACUACGAACAAGAAGACUUAUGGACCUUAUGGAAAUAAAUCUGGUUUCCUGUUUCCUUUUCCCGAGGAGACCGGAAAACAGAUCGCCGGUUUUCAUGGUACGGGCGGCAAUGUCCUCAACUCCAUCCAGGUUCACUACGCUCCCAUACCCACCGUCCAAAAAUUGGAUGCACAAGGUGGCACUGGUGGAACGAAAUGGGAUGACGGAUCUGAUCACGACGGCGUGACAAAUAUAUACGUAAGAUCAAACAUGGAUGGCAUUCAAUACGUAAGCUUCGACUAUUUGAAAGCUGGACAGCCGAAACAAGGAGCCCACCACGGUGGGAGUGGUAGUAGAGGAUCAAAAGGAGAGAUUGCGAUUAACCAUCCGGACGAGCAAGUGGUUUCAGUAGAGGGUUGGUAUGAUUCCGCCAAUGUCAUCUGCGGAGUGCGAUUCAGAACUAACCAAAAGAUCUAUGAUUACAUGGGCUAUAAAUUUGACGGUACUGGUACAAAAUUUACUCUCAAAGUUCAAGACAAGAAGAUUAUCGGGUUUCACGGUUUCGCCACCAACCAGCUAAUUUCCCUUGGAGCCUAUUUUGCACCGUUAUCCUCCGCCACCGCCCCUCCUAUCGUUACCCCGAAGGAGGUUGAAGCUAAGGGUGGUGAUUUUAAUUCGUAAAAUUUGGAGUCCAUGUCCUUCCCAUCACCAACUGAUCGUAGAGAUCUUGAAUUUGUCACACUUUGGGGUCUCUCUCUUGAUGAUAUUUGAACGUUUGAAUAAGCUGAUUCUACUUUUCUUCUUUUUUUCCUGUUUGUUUCAUCUUCUCAUCAAUGGUUUAAGUUUUUUCUUUGUGUUGUUAAACUGUCUUUUGAUGGAUUUUUAUUCAUUUUAAUAAAGGAAAUUUGUUCCAGUUGUUUAUAGCUCCUUAAACCAUAUAUAGCACUCCAAAAGACACUUAAGGUUUAUUAAAGGGCAAUUGUCAAUAAUAGCACCUUUUGAGUUUUUGUCACAAAAAUGGUAUUAGAAAGAGAAAGUCACAAAAAUAACAUUCAUUAAAGGGUAAAAUAUCUCUAAUACCAUUGGUUUAAAAUUAAAUAAACAAACAAAAAUAAAUAAAAACAAAUAAAUU
This is a messenger RNA of Brassica rapa (field mustard), 2104 nucleotides long. RefSeq names its product jacalin-related lectin 34. Gene Ontology annotation, molecular function: carbohydrate binding. The record is from RefSeq and is a predicted model, not a curated record. NCBI's taxonomy places the organism in Eukaryota, Viridiplantae, Streptophyta, Magnoliopsida, Brassicales, Brassicaceae.